Messenger RNA from Guyanagaster necrorhizus, 900 nucleotides. RefSeq lists its product as uncharacterized. The record is from RefSeq and is a predicted model, not a curated record. NCBI's taxonomy places the organism in Eukaryota, Fungi, Basidiomycota, Agaricomycetes, Agaricales, Physalacriaceae. The transcript has 6 exons. Bases 1 to 900 code for a protein of 299 amino acids.
AUGUCUCUCAUGAAUCAGCCUCGGCCGAAGAUCAGCGCUGGGACAGAGAUGGCACCGGCGGCCCAUCUUCGUGGACGAAGCGGAGCUCCGUAUCGACAGAAAUUGUGGGUGUCUCGAGAUUCGCCCAGAGGUCUACGAAAACGCUCCUUACCCUUGGAAUCCGCCUUUCCCAUGUCCUCGCCACGCAAGCUUUCAAUUUUCUUCCGGUUCAACCCAUGGCCCCUCAUACACUAUAUUGUAUCUCUUGUCUUUGCCUCUCUACAAGAUCUCGGGUUUGAUCCGACCGUCAGACGCGUUGCCGUACCUGUGCAAGAACCUUCCGGGGAUAAUACCCAAUAUGCGAUCCAGUACGAUUACCUCGACGUCUGGAUACCCUAUGACGCCAUGACCGAGGGCGAAAUUCAACAAUCACUUUUCGAAAAUAUCCAGGACACACAAACAGACAAGGAGGACUUCAAACACCCCGGUGCAUCUCCAGAUCCUUCUGAUGAAGAGGUAACGGGCUCCACUAUUGCGACACCGGAGGGUCUGCCUAAUGGAAGACCUGCAAAGGCAGGAGCGGGUCCAGGGUGUCUAUAUGAUGACAAGAAACACUGUCGGAUCGUGUGCAAGGAAGUAGGCACCCUGGCAUCGUACUACGGGCACUGGACCCCGCCAAGGCUCGAGUGGAUAUACAAGGGUGGUAUUGCCAUGUUUAUGCCGGUUGAAAUUCAAACACAAGGUUAUUUGUUUCUUCCACAGAAGCAGCGUAUCCUUAACCCGCAUACAGAUCAUAAUCUCAUAUUUGGUGAGCCUGAGGCCGAAAGCACGACGGACUCUGUCGAAGGAACAGAGGAUAAUUCUUCCGCACUCGAAGACCAGACCCCUUCUGCCCACACAAGCCCACAACUUCCUCCAUGA